This is a messenger RNA of Tachysurus vachellii, 6667 nucleotides long. RefSeq names its product tyrosine kinase, non-receptor, 2b (gene tnk2b). Gene Ontology annotation, cellular component: extrinsic component of cytoplasmic side of plasma membrane. The record is from RefSeq and is a predicted model, not a curated record. Lineage: Eukaryota; Metazoa; Chordata; Actinopteri; Siluriformes; Bagridae. Gene Ontology annotation, molecular function: protein tyrosine kinase activity; protein serine/threonine/tyrosine kinase activity; ATP binding. Bases 955 to 4239 code for a protein of 1094 amino acids. Gene Ontology annotation, biological process: negative regulation of epidermal growth factor receptor signaling pathway; protein phosphorylation; regulation of keratinocyte differentiation. The transcript has 15 exons.
GAAGGCUUGGGUCAGGGAGAGGAGGGUAGAUGGUGGUAGGCGAUUCGAGGGGGAAGCUUGUUAAGAGCCAAACAUGAAGGGGGGGGAAGCCUACAGGAAAUGAGCUCUCCAUCCUGCAGUUAAAUCUGACCUCUUGGCUGACGAUCAAAUGCUUGUCCAUCCAAAUACCAUAGCGUCUCUGUCCAGGGCACGGGCUGAGGGAGGGACAGAGGGAAAAGAGGGAGGGAGAACGGGCCCUUCCCUAGCCGUCUGUCUACGAUUUACAGAUAUACAGGGAGGGAGAGCGAGUCCUCGGAACCACCUCCUGCUUCACACACAGAGAACAACACGUCCCCCUCUGCCACCAACGUCCAAACACUCGUACUGAUGCCGUGAGAUGGAUCUAAAAAGUCGAGCAUUCCUCAGACAUACAGAUGUCUCUUCUUCACUCCCACUCCUUCACGCGAGGGCAAUGAGGUAAAAAUGGGGAACUAUUAAUAGCUGGAUGACAGACCAAGAUGAUGGACAGUGCUGAAGAGAAAGUUCAUUAUUAAAAUGCUGCCUUUACUUCUAAUAUGACUGUUUGGAUUCUGAGCCUAAGAUUGGACUUCAGUGGAAUACUUCCAACUCUGGUUUGGGUGGAAACAACCUUUCCCAUUUGAGGGUGCAGUUUUUUCCUCUUGCUCACGUAAUUGCUUGCGUGUUAGCCCUAAUUGGAGGUAGGAGGUUAUAGGAACUUACUGGAUCAGACCACGAUGGAAUGGAGUGUGUGGGGCGCAGGAGCUGAGGAGACUUCCCUGUGCCUGGUUGUCGAGAUCUGGAGACCUUAUUUCACCUCAGCUCCACUCUUAGACCUUCAUGUACAACAAGAAAGACUAGCAUAUUCAGACUCAGCACAGCUUCUUCAACAAAUUUAACCUCAGCUCAUCUACCCUGGACCUUCAUACCCACUAGUUCGAUUGAGCUCUUUUUAGGAUGCGGCGCUUUGCCAAGCUCAAAAAAACCUUUCCGUUUCUUGCACAUUUCCAUGUGUACAAAAAGCUGGGCAGUGGUAUGCAGGGUGAAGAAGGCACAGAGUGGCUCCUGGAGCUGCUGAUGGAGGUGCAGCUGCAGCAGUAUUUCCUGCUCAUCCGGGACGAUCUUAACGUCACGCGCCUGUCACACUUCGACUACGUCAAGAACGAAGACCUGGAGAAGAUCGGCAUGGGCCGGCCCGGACAGAGAAGGCUGUGGGAGGCAGUGAAGAGGAGAAAAGCGAUGUGCAAACGCAAGUCUUGGAUGAGUAAGGUGUUCAGCGGGAAGAGACCAGACGGGGAUUUCCAGCCGCAGGCGACCAGCACUUUUCGGAAGCUUUCGAGCACUCCUCCUCCUACAGAAGGCCAGCAGCAAGCACUCACCUGCCUGAUCAGCGAGAAGGAGCUGGCGUUGUGUGAGAAGCUCGGAGACGGCUCGUUCGGCGUGGUGAAGCGUGGAGAGUGGGUCACCCCAGGGGGAAAAGUGUUGAACGUGGCGGUGAAAUGUUUAAAGACGGACGUCCUGAACCAGCCGGACGCUCUGGAUGACUUCAUUCGUGAGGUCAACGCCAUGCACUCACUCGACCACCAGAACCUCAUCCGCCUCUACGGAGUCGUCCUCACACACCCCAUGAAGAUGGUGACAGAGCUGGCUCCUCUUGGCUCUUUACUGGAUCGCUUGCGAAAGACGCAGGGACACUUCCUUAUCUCUACGCUCUGCCAAUACGCCAUCCAGAUUGCUAACGGUAUGUCCUACCUGGAGACCAGGCGCUUCAUCCAUCGCGACCUAGCUGCCCGCAACAUCCUGUUGGCCUCCAGCGACCUCGUCAAGAUCGGAGACUUCGGCCUGAUGAGGGCGCUGCCCAACAACGAUGAUCAUUACGUCAUGCAGGAGCAUCGUAAAGUCCCCUUUGCUUGGUGUGCUCCAGAGAGCCUGAAGACACGCACCUUUUCCCAUGCCACGGACACAUGGAUGUUUGGGGUGACCCUGUGGGAAAUGUGCACUUACGGACAAGAGCCGUGGCUCGGCCUCAACGGCAGUCAGAUCCUUCAUAAGAUAGACAAGGAACGUGAGAGGCUACCGAAGCCCGAGGACUGUCCCCAGGACAUCUAUAAUGUCAUGCUGCAGUGCUGGGCGCAGAAACCCGACGACAGGCCUACGUUUGUGGCUCUCAGAGAGUUCCUGGUGGAGACGAUGCCGACUGAUAUGAGGGCGCUGCAGGACUUUGACGAGCCUGACAAACUGCACAUUCAGAUCAGUGACGUCAUCACCAUCAUCGAGGGCAGGUGUGGGAGUAAAGAGAUGAUGACUAGUCCUGACCAAUCAGAACUGAGAUGUGGUAUAAGGGCGGAGAAUUAUUGGUGGCGAGGGCAAAACAAGCGCACGAUGAAGGUGGGGCAGUUCCCCAGGAACGCGGUUACCUCCGUAGCCGGACUAUCGGCUCAUGACAUCAGCCGGCCACUGAAGAACAGCUUCAUCCACACGGGCCAUGGAGACACCAACCCUCGCCGCUGCUGGGGGUUUCCGGAUCGGAUAGACGAUCUGUAUCUGGGGAACCCCAUGGAUCCUCCGGAUGUCCUCGGACUGGAUCCAAAUGCUCCCAGGCCCACACAGCUUCCUGGGCGAGCCAAAAACCCAAACUAUGACCCAGUUACAGAGGAUGAAGACCUGACGUCCUCCGGCUUGAGUCGCCUCUCGUUAAAAAAGCCCCCCACAAAGAGCCUGAAACUAAAGCCAUCAGCCUGGGUUUCAGCCACCAAGCUGAGCGAUCGGCCUUUUUAUGGUCUCCGAACCCCAGGAGGUGGUGCUCCCACUGAGGUCUCUCUUAUAGACUUUGGAGAAGAAAUGUUCUCUUCUACCCCCUCUCCUGUUGCAGAAUCCCAGGUCCCUAGUUUGACUAGACUGGUCCUGGAAGCAGAUAAUAUCUUGGAUUGUACCCCACCCCAUAGUCCGUUUCGGUCUCUGCCUCGGCCACUCCACCCCACCCCAGUGGUAGACUGGGACUCGAGACCUCUCCCUCCUCCUCCAACGUAUGAUGACGUAGCGCAAGAUGAAGACGACAUCGAGGUGAGCUCGAUCAACAGCACAGAGAUAAGAGGUCCUGAUGAACCCGGCUCUCCUUGUGCCCCUUGCACUCCUGCGAACGAGGAUAAAUUCAGAGUAGAGGAUGAUCUCUUCCCCCCCAGCAGACAGAGUUGUUCUCGGACCUUCUCGCAAUCAGCUGAGAUCUUCCAGGAGCUACAGCACGAGUGCAUGAAGCGUCUGAACGUACCCGUAGGCUCCAUAAGCCCCGAUCCCUACCGCCAGAUCUUUCUGUCCACCUGCGAGGACAAGCCCCAGGUCCCACCUCGAGUCCCGAUCCCACCUCGACCUCCAAAAAGCACAGGAAACGACUGUGCCCGCUGGUCACGUGACCUCUCUCCAGCCUCGUGCUGCGAGGACGAGAAGGCGCGUCCGCCCCAGAUCCCCCCGAGGGAUCCUCUGUCUCAGCCGGGCACUCGUACGCCCAGCCCCAUGAAUCGUACCACACACUUCCUCUCCACCUCACCUGGCAAAUUGAUGCCUACUACACAGAGCUUUGCCUCUGACCCCAAAUACGCUGCACCCAAAGUCAUCCAGGCCCAGGGAAAAGACAAGGAAGCAGCCAAAGGACCCUGCAUACUGCCCAUCGUACGAGACGGCAAGAAAGUGAGCAACACGCACUAUUACCUGCUACCUGAGAGGCCCACGUACUUGGACCGUUAUGACAAAUUCUUCAAAGAGGCUGAAGAGGAUGAGCGAAGGCCAGUCAACACAGCGACAGUCAGACCCAUGGUGCAACAGCAGGGAGACACAAAAACAAACUUUUCCUGCAAUAAUAACAGCAGUCUUCCAGCUAGAGCAGGCAUCAGGAACUCUAUCAGUCUGACCAAAGUCAGCACCGAAGGGUCUGGCAGCAGGGCAGAGGGAGCGGCUAAUGCUGACAGAGUUAAAUUGGUGCAGGAGGCGGUGCACGGCGUGACGAUUGAGGAGUGUCAGACGGCACUGCAGAACCACAGCUGGAGCGUGCAGAAGGCUGUGCACUACCUAAAGGUAGAGCAGCUCUUCUGUCUCGGUUUGAAGUCCAGGGUGGAGUGUCAUAAGAUCCUGGAGAUGUGUGACUGGAACCUGGAGCUGGCCAGCACUCAGAUUUUAGACACUUAUGGCUCAGUGAAACAGAGUUCGUCCCAGUUGGCCGUCUGUGCGCUCUGUUCAGCAGUGUGCUGACUCCCACAAAGGACUGUAUACCAGGAGAAAAAAAGCGAUGAAAAAACUCAUCUUCGUCCUCAUCCUCCCCUCAUCAAAGAUUAAACAGGGCAUCUAGAAAACACUAGGAAUCUCGAGUUCCCUCUCUCUGCUAUACCGAGGGACUCGCGUCCGUGCGUCCGUGCGCGUCCUUAGAACCGAGCGUCUUCCUCCAGAAGACCUUCUCAAGGUGCACUCACUUCUGAGUUCAGAGGUCAACAGUUCAUCAAGUUUUAUUUGUUCUCCGUUUCGAACAGAAAAAAAGGUAGAAACCAAAGUGCUGCUGGUCCGUUCAAUAUGAUGAUGUUUUUUGUUUGUUAUUUUUUUAUACAGAGCUUUAUUUGAUAAAUAAUAAAGGAGAUUAUUAGAUGGGAACUCAAUGUAUAAGAGGUGUAUAUAUUAUCAGAGUGUAUAGGUUUGUUUGUGUCAAAUGGCCCUUUUUUUUAAUGUACGUUAUUUCAGCUGACUGCAACAAGUUUAUCGAAAUUGUUUUGUGUUGUGUUUUCUUGCUUUUUUCUAUUUUUUUCCCCCUGUUCUUUUCGUUUAAAGAUAUCUACGUUUCCCAACCCUGUGUUUGCACUAGCUAUCGACAGGACGCAAGUUUCCUUCUUCCUCAAAUCCGAUUGCAUCAGAUUUAGCAAUAAUUUCAAUUAUUUGCGUCGUCGUAAAGCAUUCGCAGUUUCUUUCUAAGAGUAAAAGGUGCUCCUCGUUCCGUUUAACCAAAUCGCUGCUGUCUGAUGUCAUGAGUGACUCCUCCCGCUCCCGAACACUUCCUGUAGAAGAUAUCAGUUGCAUAUCUGAGUGUUCUUAAUAGUUUGUUUGUUUUGUUUGUUUGUUUGUUUGUUUCUGUAUUUUCCAUUGCACAUUUCACUAAUAUUGUGCAUCAUAAUUUUAGCGAGCUGCUCCUACACACUACUUCAGCACGAGCGCCUUCAGGAUACACCGAUGUCAAGAAGUCGAAGCGAUCGGUCGAAGUCAUGCUGUUUCCUAAAUAGCAAAAAUACAGCUCGGUUUGUUCGACAUCCUCAAAAGUCCAAUCGUGUCGUAUUGCCGUAUCGUCCACCAGAAAAAGUAAACAAAACAAAAACACGAUUAGCUCCAAGUGCUACUUCAUCAUGACAUGUCCUUUGUUAGUGUGAACACAGGGUUAAACCUAAAGGCCAAAAGACCGCGCACACUUCCUCCACGUGCCUCCGUGUGCCGUAUCGUACGUCCGUACGUCUCCCGAUUCGACAGCGAGACUCGAAAUGCUUCGGUUCCUACAGUACAGCUGACCCGUUCCACGUACAGCGCAUUCGCACAGCACAGAACUUUAAAUGCUUCAAUAUGGUGCAGUUUUCAGAAGCACAAUCGAGUGGCCUUAAAGAAAUCCUCCAGCCGUACAGUAUAUCUAUCUGUUAAGAACAGACUUAAAAUUUAAUUAUAUUAUUAUGUAUAAGGGGCAGCUGUUAAAUUGCAACAACACACUUUAUAUGAAAAGAUAUGAGCUAAGCUACAGUUACAUUACAUUCUAACUUUCAUCCUUAUUAAGCUUAAUUCAAUCGGUCAGUACAGAGAAACGACUCGACAUGUUUGCACUUAUCUUAGGCUACUUUCACACUUUUUUUUUUAUUUUUUUUUUUUAGUUUUUUCUUUAGCGUUUUUUAAGUCACCAGCAAACGUAUUAAAGGUAACUCUGUGAUAAACGGUUGCUUUGUAAACGCACAGUGGAGCCUCCAAGGUGUGAUGUUGAGUACUUUUUUUUUUUUUUUUUUUAAUUUUCUGACAUCACAAGAUGGAGGAAACAUAAUGUGGGGAAAAUAUGUCUAUAAUUCGAAAGCAACCGGCGACGGCGAUCUUUAUUUCGUCUGCAUUAUCGAUAAUAUCCAAGCUAAUCUAACGAGUGGUGAUGUUAGCUUACGACCCGUCGUGGUGAACAUGUACUGUAUCAUCUAGGUUAAAGUAUUUUUUCCCCGGAUAUCAUCACAGGAUCCGGCAUCCUGAGAUGUUAAAUAUCACUUCUUCCAGUUCCCUCCCAGAUGUUUUUCGCCUGCUUUACGGUAAUAAUCGCUUGGAUGUAGCUGUUAAGGACCAGUGUUAGAGAUACUGAAGCAUACAGCAAUCUCACAGCCAUUGUGCGGCGACUCCUUCGGUCUCUGACUCAUUUUAUUCCCCUGACAGCAUGUAUUGUGUUGGACUCGCUACGUCAGUUUCCAGCUCUGAAUAAUUAUAAUAAACACGUAGGCAUCCUGAUCAAACAGAUUAAUUAGCCUCCAUUAUGCUGUAUUUAUGAGACUGAAAUGACCUUGUGGUGAUGUUUUCACACUCCGUUCUCCUGUUCCAGCUUUAUCAUGCCGUACUGUUCGCUCUUCCAUCUUCUUCUUUAUGUAUUUUACUGUCUUGUUCAUGCAGAUAUCAAAUUUAUAUACAG